This is a messenger RNA of Nicotiana tabacum (common tobacco), 1218 nucleotides long. RefSeq lists its product as uncharacterized. Gene Ontology annotation, biological process: regulation of secondary shoot formation. Gene Ontology annotation, cellular component: nucleus. NCBI's taxonomy places the organism in Eukaryota, Viridiplantae, Streptophyta, Magnoliopsida, Solanales, Solanaceae. Gene Ontology annotation, molecular function: sequence-specific DNA binding; DNA-binding transcription factor activity. The record is from RefSeq and is a predicted model, not a curated record.
AAUUACUUCAAAUCUGGAUUUUCCAAUGAAUCAUCAGCUUCAAGUAUUAGAUGAAGACUAUAAAUCAUCAUCAGAAGAAGAAGAAAAAGAAAAGGAAGACAUUGUUUUUCAAGAAAAUAUCCUCCCAAGUCAUUACCAAAACCAUCAUUUUCACCAAUUAUGCCAAACACACGCAGAUUCCCACUACGCAAAAUGGGCUAAUUUCACUUCCUCUAGCGCAACUUUAGUCCCAAAGCACCAAAACAACGCACAAUGUCCUAGUUUCAAACAAGAAAUCAAGAAUGUAUCACCAAAAAAGAAGCCAAAGAGAACCAACACUGAUGUGAUAGAAGUCCACAGAAGCCGCAUUGUCCGAGCUACAGGACGAAAAGACCGGCACAGCAAGGUUUCAACAGCCAGCGGUCCGAGGGACAGACGAGUUAGGCUCUCACCAAACACUGCAAUUCAGUUCUAUGAUGUUCAAGAUCGACUUGGCUAUGACCGUCCAAGUAAGGCCAUCGAUUGGCUGAUCAAAGAAGCUAAAGCUGCAAUUGACGCACUUGAAAAUAAUCCUUUUCAAGUCCUCUCCAGGAAGGUUGACUCGACAAAUAAAGCACUGAACUGGCGAACUAUAAAUGUUGAAAAUGAAGAAGGCCAAUUUGUUCUUGAACAGAGUUCAAAAGUUAGUCAAGAAUACAGUGACAUUCCAAAAUAUGAAUGUGGAGUUCAGAAUGAAAGCCCAAAUGGAAAUUUGAGCUUGUUUUCAUCAGUUAAUGACGCCAAGAUUCAAUCUGUAAGUGAUUUUCAGAGAUACCAACAAGGCCAUUUUCACUCAGAAACCAAAAACCAAGCCCAAUGCAACUUUUACAAUUUCCAGUCAUCCCAAGAUCAGUCCGUCAUUUUUUCAACCAACUCCAAUUUAGAGUUAAGAGAGGAUUCAACAUUCAGCUUUUUAUCACAUAACUUCCCCUCAAUCCUAGGCCAAAACCAGUUCUUUAAUCAGAGGGAAUACCUUCAGUCCAGUUUUUUAGCUCAAACUAGUGUUCCAUUGAACACUCAAUUUCAGACUAGUUCUUAUGCUAACAAUGAAUUUUCCAGUGAUGGCUUAUUGUAACUGCACUUCUACAUUGUCAAGUUUAGCUUUUCACCAAGUCCAUUUCCUUGUAUUAUUACAUGUUUUGGAGCUGAAAUAUUUGUUUGUUAGAUUUUAUGUGUAAUUCCUAUUAUAGAAAGGAAAUA